AAUUCAAUCAUCGCACUUUUCCACAGGGCAUUCAUUCUGAUGUAUGUUCAUUAUAAAUUUAGUAGUUUAUAUUUUGAAGCAAACUUGGACUAACAAUAUCGGUUUAUUAACAAAGAAAAACAUUUAAUUGCAAGAACUGUGAGAUUAUCAUCGUAUAACAGAAGCAAGAAUGCCGGCGUAUCAUUCCUUGAUAAAAGAUUAUUCCCAAUCGGUUGGAAAUAUGGCGAUCCUCCCGUUACGCACUCAAGCGCGUGGUCCUGCUCCGACCAACGCAAAUAUUGACCAGGACAUAAUCGAUGAAUCAUUGUAUUACUUUAAAGCGAACGUAUUUUUUCGUACCUAUGAAAUCAAGUCUGAAGUGGAUCGAGUGUUGAUAUACAUUACACUCUACAUCACAGAGUGUCUCAAACGACUACAGCGUUGCUCAAACAAGAACCAAGGCUUGCAAGAAAUGUACACUCUGGCGAUCUCCAAGUUUGAUAUUCCGGGCGAGGGAGGCUUCCCGCUGAACGCUGUUUACGCUAAACCAUCAACGCCUACGGAAGUGGAUUUGAUGAAGCAGUACUUGCUGCAGCUUCGUCAGGAAGUUGGCAUUCGGGUUUGUGAGAAAGUGUUUUCCGGAGAAGAUGGAAAACCAAGCAAGUGGUGGUUGUGUUUUGCCAAGAAGAAGUUCAUGGAUAAGUCGCUCUCUGGUCCGGGACAGUGAGGUGGUGUACUAUGGGGCACGUGCCGCAGGUAACGAACAUAUUUUUUAAUCUAUCGAUUCAGCGAGAAUUAAAAUAUCUAAUUUGGGGUUGAAAA
Messenger RNA from Topomyia yanbarensis, 801 nucleotides. It is a transcript of the gene Arpc3A, whose product is annotated as actin-related protein 2/3 complex subunit 3. Gene Ontology annotation, cellular component: Arp2/3 protein complex; cytoskeleton. The record is from RefSeq and is a predicted model, not a curated record. Gene Ontology annotation, biological process: regulation of actin filament polymerization; Arp2/3 complex-mediated actin nucleation. The coding region runs from base 170 to 706 and encodes 178 amino acids. The transcript is spliced from 2 exons. NCBI's taxonomy places the organism in Eukaryota, Metazoa, Arthropoda, Insecta, Diptera, Culicidae. Gene Ontology annotation, molecular function: actin filament binding.